UCCUGCAGACAAGCUUCUCAUUCCCCUCCCACCCCAACCAACAGGCACAGCCCCCUGCAGCAAUGGAUCUCAGCCUUCGCACAACUCUCUCCCAAUUCACAAAAUCAAGGUAUCUCCAUUCUCACCCCCAAAUCCAUACCUAGACCCAGUGUCACUGCCGUAUCAAAAGUGCUCUUCGAUUCUUUGAAAGAAGCACUGGGAGGGGCUGGUCUAGACUCUACAUACAAUUUUGGCAUUCACAGCUUCAUUCACAACCUUCUACUCGCUGGUCAAUACUGCCCUCUGACUUUGUUCACCAACACCAAUACUGAACAUUUGCAUCGUGAAGGACAUUUGUUGAAAAGGUCCAAGAUCAAUAUCAAUGGAGUUUCAUACCAUUUACUCAACCUUUCGCAAUUCGACAAUGAACUUGACAUGGACCAGCUCUCAUGGCAAGAAGCCUAUCAGCGUUAUCUCACAUGGAUCAAAGACAUUGGUGACACCAACUCUCUUGAAUGCUGGACUAACCACUUCACUACACUCUCCAAAGAUGAGGCAGUUCGGAAGAACUUUCAUGCCAUCAUUGAGUUUGACAUGGAAACAUGCCAGAAUUACACUCUUCGG
This is a messenger RNA of Suillus bovinus, 603 nucleotides long. RefSeq lists its product as uncharacterized. The annotation marks the transcript as partial. The transcript has a single exon. The record is from RefSeq and is a predicted model, not a curated record. NCBI's taxonomy places the organism in Eukaryota, Fungi, Basidiomycota, Agaricomycetes, Boletales, Suillaceae.